This is a messenger RNA of Centruroides sculpturatus (bark scorpion), 2917 nucleotides long. Its product is annotated as neprilysin-1-like. The transcript is spliced from 22 exons. Gene Ontology annotation, biological process: protein processing. Gene Ontology annotation, cellular component: plasma membrane. Lineage: Eukaryota; Metazoa; Arthropoda; Arachnida; Scorpiones; Buthidae. The record is from RefSeq and is a predicted model, not a curated record. The coding region runs from base 183 to 2564 and encodes 793 amino acids. Gene Ontology annotation, molecular function: metalloendopeptidase activity.
AGUUAUUUGGGCAACUGGACCUUACAAAAUCAUCAUUUUAGAAAUAUUUGUCUCCCCCAAGGAUCCCACUCGCCGCUAAUCAAAUCGAUUUUGCAAAUAAAACUAUUCAUUUGACAAAGAAAACCGUGCAUACAUUCGUUAAAUCGCAAAAGGAUCUCUCACGAUUUUUCAUCAGGCUCGAAAUGAUGUUUACUGGCGGCAAUUCAAACUCCCGCCUAUCGUUACUGUGUGUAUUGAUCACCCCUCUCGUUUUCCGUAAGCCGGGCGUUGACGCCUCAGCGUUUAUCACACCCGAUCGGAUGUCGUACAGCAGCAUAAACAUGAAUAAUCGUAGCCAAAGUUAUCUUGUAUCGGAAAACGACGAAUCGUGUUGGAGUAGAAAAACAAAAUUAGAAAAGUCCUUGAUUAUCAUUUGUUUAUUCGCUGUUGUUCUGUCUCUUUGUCUAAUUAUAGCAAUAGUCGUCGUACGUAACAAUUCAUCUAAUCUUGAUAAGAAAAAAUACGAAGUAUGUGAUAGUAAAGUUUGUCGGGAUAUCGAAGAAGAACUUAUGUCUUCUAUUAACCGUUCCAUCGAUCCUUGCGAUGACUUCUACUCUUACGUUUGUUCGGGAUGGAUCAAAUCCAAUCCACUUCCAGCUACCGAAUCGUCGUGGAACUCCUUUGAUGUGGUAGAACAUCGUGUAAAUGAUCAAUUAAAGAAAAUAUUACAAGAAAUGACUACUUCCGAAAAUGCAAUGGACAUUAAAGUGAGGGAUCUCUAUACAGGAUGCAUAAAUCAAGGAAAGAGAGAUGAAAUCGGAGUGAAACCAUUAAAAGUUUUAGCAAACCAAUUAGGAAGUUGGCCUCUUCUCGGAGGUCCAUUUGACCAUAAUUAUGACUGGACGAAAAGCUUAGCAUGGUCUAUUCGAGAACUUGGAUACAGCGUUCUUAUUUCAAUUGAGGUGUCUGCUGAUUCAAAAAACACCGCAAGAAACAUUAUACAUCUUGACUAUGCCUCUUUGGGUCUUGGAAGAAAAGAAUUAUUGAAUGCUUCCGACGAGCAAUCCUUACGAGAAAUUUCUGCGUAUAAAAAAUUAAUUGAAGAAACAGCAAAUUUAUUGAGUACCACCAAAGAAAAUUCAACUCUUCACCGAGAAAUUGAUGAAAUCGUCGAUUUCGAAAUGAAAUUAGCUACAUUUACUAGACCCGAAGAAGAUCGAAGAAUUCCUGAAAGUCUUUAUCAUAAAAUGAAGAUAUCCGAGUUUGAAAAUUACACAGAAGGAAAAAUGAACUUAUUGACGAUUUUGAGUGAAGUGUUCCAAGAUAUAGCAAACAUAACUGAAGACACGGAAAUUAUUGUUGUGGAACCAGAAUCUCUGAAAAAUAUAUCGAAAUUCCUUCAAACUGUAGAAAAAAGAAUAAUAGCUAAUUACAUAGGAUGGCGAACCAUAAAUAAAUACAGUUCUUUUACCACGAAAAUCUUUCGAGAAAAGAAAUUUGAAUUCUUGAAAGUCAAGAAAGGUUUAGAAAAAAUGGAUUCUAUAGAAAAUGUUUGUAUAAAGGCUGUCGAUUUUGAAUUGAGUUAUGCUCUGGGUAAUAUCUUUAUAAACCGUACGUUUAAUGAAGACACUAAAAUUGAGAUCGAAAGAAUGAUUGAAGAUAUACAAGAAGCCUUUAGUUCUUUCCUCACUCUUUCUGACUGGAUGGAUGUUGAAACAAAGCGAAAAGCUAAAAAAAAGUUGCACGAAAUGAUACCUUUGAUAGCUUAUCCACCUUGGAUAAUGAAUGAAACAGAAUUAAAUGAAUACUACGAAAAGUUAGGAGAAAUCAAAGAAGAAGAAUUUUUUCAAAGCAUUUUAAACAUCGAUAAAUUUGUCAUGUAUAAAGAACUAAUUAAGAUUAAUGAGCCACGUCAUAGAGAAAAGGAUAGUUGGUUUGAAUCACCUACAACAGUAAAUGCAUAUUAUAGCCCUGAUAGCAAUACCAUUGCAUUUCCUGCUGGAAUUUUACAGUUUCCAUUUUUCAAAUUUGGCAUUCCAACUGCCAUUAAUUAUGGAGCAAUAGGCACAGUUAUCGGUCACGAAAUUACUCACGGAUUUGACGAUGAGGGUAGUAAAUACGACCAAUUCGGAAAUUUACGUCACUGGUGGCCUUCGAAAAUCGAACAGACAUUCAGCAACAAAACAGAAUGCUUUGUGAAUCAGUAUAGCAGUUACGAAGAUCCUCAUACUAAUAUGAAGUUGAACGGAAAAAAUACUUUGGGAGAGAACAUUGCAGACAACGGAGGACUUCGAGCAUCUUAUAAGGCAUAUCAGUUAUAUUUGACUAAAUAUGGAAUGGACAACAACAAAAUGUUACCUACAUUAGGAUUAACUCCGAAUCAAUUAUUUUUCGUAGGAUUCUCUUAUCUAUGGUGUAUGAAUCAACGAACAGAAUAUCUUCGUAAUUUAAUUGAAUAUAAUCCGCAUAGUCCUGCCCAAUUCAGAGUUUGGGGAACACUCGCUAAUAACGAAGACUUUUAUAAAGCAUUCAAAUGCAAUUCGAAAUCAAAAAUGUUUUCGGAGAAGAGGUGUCUGCUUUGGUGAUUCAACUAUGCAAUUUCAUAGAUUUAAUGCGGUGGAAAUAAAUUAAUUUAUUAUUAUCUAGUUAUUUUAUGUAUAAAAUAAGUAUUAUUAAAAACAUGACACAUUAUAUCUAUUACUCACGAUUAAAUACAUUUUAAUUCACUUUCAAAGUUCUAUUUCUGUAUUUUCAUGUUAAUAAUUUUGUAUAUUGCAAACAUUUAAGUUCUACUUUAAUAAUUCUAAUGAAAGUAAAUGAUUUUUAUAUACUUUUGAAAUUAUUUUGAUCUGUUUAUAGUUUAUAUAGAUUUUGUAAUGUUGAAAUAAAAUUACACCGUUCUUGAAAAUGUUGGGAAUAAAAUCACAUUGAACAAAAA